Molecule: messenger RNA, 1785 nt
Organism: Durusdinium trenchii
Lineage: Eukaryota; Dinophyceae; Suessiales; Symbiodiniaceae
Source: the annotation of a GenBank genome assembly
AUGCCUUUGUUGCCCCAACCGGGCUUCUCGCUUGAACCAGUAGCAGCUCAAGUCUAUCAGGUCUCUGAAAUGGAGCGGGAACUGUCAGACGACCUUGCAGGUGAGCACGAAGAGCUCAAGAAGCAGGUCGAAACUGAGCGCGUGGAGCUCCUGAAGGUGCGUGCAAACCUGGAGAUGGAGUGCGAACGACGUUUGCAGGAGGCACGGUCCUUGGCCGAGUCUGUCCAGGAAAGCCAAAAACGUGCUCUCGCCGCCGAACAGGCAGCGACACAACGCUCCAAAGAUGCUACUGCGGAGAUUCAGGGGCUGCAAGAGCGGUUGCGGGAGGCGGAGGUACUCAGCACCAGAACCAAACUGUUUGAGAUUAUUUUCCGGGCAAUUGAAGAGUAUUGCAAGAGGAUUUUGACCCGUCGAAAGCUUCAAAAGUUGCUUGAAGGGCUUUGUGUUUUCAAUGCGCCAUCCUUGCAGACGGCUGAGAAGCAGGGCGAGAUUCGGGUGUCUGAAGCCCAAGCAUCUUUGCUCAAGGAGCUGGAAGAUUGGAAGGAGCAAUGCUCCAGGUUACAAGCAGAAAAAGAUACCAACCUUGCUGCGGAAGCACGCUCCAAGGCACUUUUGGAAGCGUUUGAGUGUGAGGAUAUGGAAAGACUGAAAGCAGACCAAGAAAAGCUGCAAUCGGUGGAGAUGGCGAGUUUAAGCCUUUGUCAAUCUGUUGAGCAGGAACAUCAAGCAGUCUUGCAAGACAUGGAACGUGUUCGCAUGAAUGGCUCAAGGUUUGACUGGCCACAAGCCGUACGUUUUUGUGUAAGACAAGACAGAACACUUAAAGACGUUUGCUUGAUGGAGUUCCAUUUGAGCGGUCGAGGUGCAGACCAUCAGCGAAUCACACAGGAAAAAGAGGAAGAAGCACGGCUUCGUCAAGAAGCUCAGCGCAAGCAUGCAGAAGUCCAAAAAGACAUGAACAAAGUAAAGGAAGAUCAACGAAGGCUUCAGACUGACAAGGACGCGGAAGAGCGAGCAAAACUGGAGGUGCAGCGCUUGCACCAGGCGGUCUUAGAUGAGAAAAACUCGCUGCAUGGGGAUCACGGCCACUUGCAGGAGCUUUUGAGUGCUGAGCAGAAAGCCAAGGAGGAGGUGCAGAGGAAACAUGCACAGGUGCGUCUCACAGAUAAACGGACAGCCUCAGAAGAGGAUUGGAGACUUACAUCGCUUCAGGCAAGGGAAGAGCAGUUGCGGAUGGAGGCGGAGCGAAAGCAUCAGCAGUUGACCGCAGACAUGGAAAAGCUCCGACAAGACCAAGCAAAGCUUCAAGCUGACAAAGAAGAUGAGAAAAGAGCCAAAGACGAGGCAGAGAGAAAGCAUGCCGCAGUGCUUCGAGACAUGCAGCAACUCCAAGCAGACCAAAACAAACUCCAGGCGGACCAUGCUGCAGAAAAGAGAGCAAAGGAAGAGGCUGAGAAGAAACAUCAAGAGGUCUUGGAAGAUCGCGAUAGAAUUUCCGGCGAUAUGCGGCAAUUGCAAAAUGACAAGGAUGCUGAACAGCGGGCAAAGCAGGAGAUGGAACGAAAGCACGAGGCUGCCCUGAAGCAGCUGGAGCUGGUUAAUGCAGACCAAGCCAAGCUGAAGCUGGACAAGGACUCAGAGUUGCAGGCUCGAUUGGAUAUGGAAGCCAAGCACCAGGCCCUCCUGCAGGAUUUGGAGCAGGUUCGCUACGAAAAGGAUCAGUUGCAUGGUCAACACCAGGGAUCCCGGACGCAGCUGGUUUCGGCCUCAUGUGGCAAGGAAUAG